AUGUUGGAAUACAUGAGAGAACGAAAGAAACAUGGAAAUAAUAUUCCUAAAAGUUUGUCAUCAAAAAUAAAUAAAAGCAAAAUUAUUCAGAAAAACAUAUGUUGUAAUUACAAAACGAUAAAGAUAAUUGACAUUUAUGAAAAUAUGCCUAUUAAUAAUUUCGAUAAUGAAAGAACAAAAAUUAAAGAAAUUGUUUUAGCAAACGAUGUCAUUGUUGUCUUGUUACUUUCUGGGAUAUCUAGAGCAUAUGAUGUUGUGAAUGGGAGAUUUUUAUGUGAAAUUAAUCCCAGUAGUUACUCAGUUGUGCACACAAUUGUACACAAUUCUUACAAUAAUACUUUGAUAGUUGCUUAUGCCUCUUUUCCUGCUCAUUUGCAGUGCAAAGUUAUCGAUUGCUGUGACUUAAAAAUAGGGAAAACACACUCCUCCAAACUUGGCACUCUUUUCGAAAAGGUCAUACUGAGUCAUCCGGCGUUCUUUGAAUUUUGUGAAACAAAUGGACGAAUAGGAGCUGCCAACUUAAACACGAACUCGUACACAUUUUGGGACAUGCGAACCUAUGAACAGGUGUUUGAGAUAGAGGAAGAAUUUCAGGAGAUCAGAGUUUCAGAUGGAUUAGUUGCCAUGUUUAAACAGCCCAUAAAUAAUAUUAUUCCAUUAGCCUUGUUUGAUAUAGAAAAUGGAGAGAGACUUGUUGAAACUACUAUAUCGAUUUUACCAAGGAAGGAAAUGCAAUUUCUUGAACUUCUCAUUUCGAAAUUAUUGAUAAAACAAGAAGGGUCAUCACUAAGAAUUUAUGACUUACUGAAGAAAACGCGACAGAAAGUUAAAAAUACAUACACAUUCCAACCUACGGCUUUUGUGUUUUACGAUCAUCCAUCCCCAAUAAAUGGAAAAGUAUACCACAACCAGAUAAGUAAAAAGUUCUUCACAAUAUCAAAUGACUUGAUUGAAUUUUGGGAAUUAGAUUCAUGUGUGUUGAGGAAGAUGUAUUCUAUACAUGUCCCAGGUUUGAGAGAUCCCGAUCUAUGCAAUCAUAGCUUGAUGGCUGAAAUUUUGUGCUUAUACAGUUCAAACGCAUUUGAACAAAUAAAAAAGUGUGAAAACUUAUUUAGAUAUGUAGAUUGCCUGAACACGAAAAAGGAAAUAGUGUACGAUGACGCCCUGAGUAAGGUGGAUAUGAAAGGUGAGGACAGAAAUGAAUUAUAUAAAAAGAAAAUAUUAAAUAAUAAUAUUCAAAAUGAAAAAUUAAAGAAUAAUAUAAGUAAAGAAAAUUUUAACUUUGGAGCCCUUUUAUUUUUUUCACUAAAUGAUGGGGAAUUUUUAAAUUACAUUUCGGAGAAUGUGUGUGGACAUUCAGUGGAGGUCUUAGCUUCAAACAGUUCCAUGACGACAAUCAUAUGUGGUGACGAUAAGGGAUUUAUAAGAAUUUUAAGGAACAACCCGAAAUUUGAUGAAUUCGAGAUAAAGAGUGCAAAAAAUAUUAGCAAUGAGUAUGAUGAAUGUCCAUACCAAAAUUUAUUCACAACAACAGAACAAUGCAGUGAAGAUCAAGAAAAAAAAUUAUAUAAAAUUAAAAGAAAAAGAAACAAUCAAUCAGAUAGGGAUUCAUUAAAGAAAGCGAGAAUUCAGAAGUUGUCAUAUAACUGGAAUCGUCAUGUGUGA
Molecule: messenger RNA, 1665 nt
Organism: Plasmodium gonderi
Lineage: Eukaryota; Apicomplexa; Aconoidasida; Haemosporida; Plasmodiidae
Exons: 12
Coding region: 1-1665 (554 amino acids)
Molecular function (GO): protein binding
Source: RefSeq, a predicted model, not a curated record